UACAAAGAACAUUGUACUUAACGCUCAGACUCUUCGAUUCUUAAGCCAUAGAUGGACUUAAGGUCGGGUAAUCAGCUUGAGACGAUAAAUUGGCCUGAAGGUUGUCUAACAGUUUCCAGUUGAAUGAAGCUCUUUAAGUAGCACAUGAGACCAUAGCGGAAGCUUAGUGGAUUCUGAGUCCUUUCUAAUUUCGCUGCUUCUGUUAAGUGGACACUUAUAUUUGGUGUUUGGCAAAGAGAUAAGAACAACUGAAUAUGACAGCCACCACACCACUGGGAAUAACUCUUAGCAUCACCAACUCUAUCUUGGCUGUUUUUGGAUCAGCCGUCAAUCUUCUAGUGUGCAUUGUGAUAUACAAAAACGAGGAACUCCAAAAUGGGCUAGACCUUCUUAUAGCCAAUCUGUGUUUUGCGGACUUAUCGGUGUGUUUCAUCGCUCAGCCGAUGUAUGUAGCCUAUCUGAAUGGAAAACUUAGUGCAGAAACUGAGAACGCUUUUUCUUAUAUCAGCUUGAUCGCCUUACAUGCCGUGGCUCUAAAUCUCCUAGCGAUUGCAGUGAAUCGGAUGAUCGCCAUAGCUCACCCAUUUACAAACACGUUCAUGUUCUCCAAGUUCAAAGUCCUGAUGGUGAUAUGUGCAAUUUGGGUUUCAGCAAUUGUUGCUGCUGUAUUUUUGUUUACAAAACCGGGAAAACUGUUCUCUCCUUAUUCUCAUAUCAUGAUUAUCCUAACGUUCCUAUGCUGUUAUGCGAGGAUUUUUUUUAUCGCAAGGAAACAACGUAGGCAAAUUAAUAUACAGAUGCAAUCAGUCAGUCACAACCAUCAAACCGUACGACUUCAAAAAGCAAACAGAGCGAACAUAACAUCGGCUCUUAUUGUCCUAUCUCUAAUGGCCUGCUUUUUUCCUGAUACAGUCUAUGACUUUCUACCGAUAGAAAUCAUGGAAGUCAGAAAAAAAUGGCUUUUUACUCUGCUUUUUCUAAGUUGUUCAGUCAAUCCUUGUAUUUACAUGUGGAGAACCGAGGUUUUCAAAGUUGCUAUGAAAAGAACUCUACGAAUCUCGCAAUAAAACUCAAAUUAAGCAUAAACAUUCAUUCCUAAAUGGUGGUAAUAUUUCGGUAUAAAAAAGGCUCCGGACAUAAAGUGUCAUUCUUUGUUGAUAUUUUAAAUGGAGUUAGAAUCAAGGAAACUUGCAUGGACAUUCGUCUCUUAAAUUCGUAGGAUAAACGUUCAAGUGACAAUGCUCUAGCUCUGGAUUAAGAGAGAAAUAAUUAGAAGAAGAAAAAGAAUACUGAUGUAUGAAAAGAAAAGUCAACAAGAGAAAUAAGAACCGAUGCAACAUGUAGCAGGUUCAAUUUAAUUUUUCACUGUGAAAAUAA
This is a messenger RNA of Actinia tenebrosa (Australian red waratah sea anemone), 1377 nucleotides long. Its product is annotated as G protein-coupled receptor 83-like. Gene Ontology annotation, molecular function: G protein-coupled receptor activity. Lineage: Eukaryota; Metazoa; Cnidaria; Anthozoa; Actiniaria; Actiniidae. Gene Ontology annotation, cellular component: plasma membrane. Gene Ontology annotation, biological process: G protein-coupled receptor signaling pathway. The record is from RefSeq and is a predicted model, not a curated record.